This is a messenger RNA of Caenorhabditis sp. 36 PRJEB53466, 964 nucleotides long. Lineage: Eukaryota; Metazoa; Nematoda; Chromadorea; Rhabditida; Rhabditidae. The record is from the annotation of a GenBank genome assembly.
AUGGGUAAACGUCUGAAGUCUAACGCUCGAAAGAGCGCUGUGAACAAGCUUGUCAAGAAAACCGAUAACAGAAUGUAAGUGCCGUUAGCGGCGUUUUUCAAUGUUACACAACUUUCAUACCUAACCAUUUCAGAAAAGAAGAGCAGAGAGUAAUCCGAACACCGAAGGAAGAUGAACAAGCGCUUAAAUUAGUGCAUGCGUAAGUUGAUCGGAAAACCUAUUCUCUUGUUUUAUUCGUUCGUUUAUAGGCCGAAGAUCUCGUCGGCUAUGUUCAUGCGAUACAACACGCAACUCGGACCACCGUUCCACGUGCUCGUCGAUACAAAUUUUGUCAAUUUUGCCGUCAAGAACAGAAUUGAUAUGUUUCAAGGAUUCAUGGAUUGUCUCUUUGCCAAAAGUAAGUACUUCCACGUCAUAUAAGUAAUAGAAUAGUUUCGAAACAAUUCAUUUCAAUUCUACAUUUUCAGCUAUUGUUUACGCAACAGACUGUGUCUUGGCAGAAUUGGAGAAGGUCCGCAGGUUUAAAAUCGCUCUGAAAGUGCUGAAAGAUCCACGAGUGCAACGUCUGAAGUGCGAACACAAGGGAACGUAUGCCGACGACUGUCUUGUUCAAAGAGUGACACAGGUAGGAUUCAAUUUCUACUCGAAACAUAGCUUAUUCUCUUUUUCUUCAAAAAUCUAACAAGGUAAUUAGUAUUAUGAUCUAGUAUGACGCGAAGAGGCAAGUGGUGGAAUGCUGUAUUCCUGCAAUCUUUUUUGGCAAACUGGAACAAAUAACGAGAUGAAGUCGAAUCGAUCUGCAAAAAUUGGUUAUUUUCAGCAUAAAUGCUACAUCGUGGCCACUUGUGAUCGUGACCUGAAGCGCCGCAUCCGCAAGAUUCCGGGUGUGCCCAUCAUGUACAUCGUCAAUCACCGAUUUUCUAUCGAGCGCAUGCCGGAUGCUUACGGAGCGCCCAUGAACUAA